ACUUACACUGAAGGCGCAGGCUCACGCAAUGGAAGUCAAGGUGUCACAGGGUCUUGGCAGCUCCUCAGGAUCAUGUGGUCAGGACAACUGUAUGUCCCUGCCUCUGCUGGAGAGUCAGGCCUCCAGCUCCUCUGGAGCCGACAGGCAUGCUCCUAUCAAUCCCACCAGCAGCCCCUCAACGUCCUGGGGCUCCUCGCUGGCCAACAAUCUCCUCUCUGGAGACACAGAGACGGACAGCGACCAACUCUCCGGCAUGCACACCAGCAUCAGCGAGAUCUUGAAGGAGAAAAGCCUGAAGCCGUCUCGCCGCAGCCUGCCCUGCCUGGCCCAGAGUCAGACUCAUCCAAUAAACCUCAACCACUUCCUGUCUGUGCCUCUGAGCCCGGAGCCCAAACCAGAAGUCGAGGGACUGACUCAGAGCAUCAGCACCUCCUGCAGCCUUCUGCCCCCACAGACAGCAGAGGAUGCAAAGGAUCAGUACGUGGAGGAGUCAGAGGUGACUACGUGUGAAACCAGGGCAGACGAGUCAUUUCUGCUACAGAAACCUGUCACCCGCGCUAAACUAGAGGCCCGCACAGACUCACUUCAGGGAAAGACUCCAGCUGAUUCCUCUGGGCUGUUUUUCCGAGAUGGGAAAAAGCGUAUUGACUACAUUCUGGUUUACAAGAAGUCCAGUCCACAGGUGGAAAAGAGGUGCACGUUUGAGAAGAAUUUACGGGCUGAGGGACUAAUGCUGGAGAAAGAGCCCUCCUUGACGAACAACGACAUUAUGUUUGUGAAGGUCCACGCUCCUUGGGAUACACUUUGCAAAUAUGCCGAGCAGAUGAACAUCCGAAUGCCUUUCAGGAAAAAAUGCUACUUUACGGACUUGAAGAGCAAAACCUUGGGCAGCAGGUUUCAUCUGAGAUGUCGUCAGAUGAAAAGCUGGCUUCCCAGAAAUCCCAUGAAGCUGGACAAAGAGGCCUUGCCUGACCUGGAGGAAACCGACUGCUACACGGCCCCCUUCAGCAGAGCACGCAUGCAUCACUUCACUAUCAACAAUAGAGAGACCUUCUUCUCCAAUUCCACCAGAAGCAGAAUAGUUCAUCAUGUGCUGCAGCGCACCAAGUAUGAGGAUGGAAAAUCAAAGAUGGGCAUCAACCGGUUAUUGGGCAAUAACACAUAUGAGGCUGCAUUCCCUCCUCAUGAGGGCGGCUACAAGAGCAGACACCCGAUUAAGACUCACGGUGCUCAGAACCACAGGCAUCUUCUGUAUGAGCGCUGGGCCCGCUGGGGAAUCUGGUACAAAUACCAACCUCUGGAUCUCAUCAGACGUUACUUUGGUGAGAAAAUCGGUCUUUACUUUGCAUGGUUGGGCUGGUACACCGGCAUGCUGAUUCCUGCCGCCCUGGUUGGCGUUUUUGUCUUCCUCUAUGGUCUCUUCACCAUGGACUCCAGCCAAGUCAGUAAAGAGAUUUGUGAAGCCAACACCACCAUCAUGUGUCCAAUGUGUGAGGAAACCUGUGAGCCGUGGACGCUGAGUGACAGUUGUGUCUACGCCAAGGUGACCCAUCUGUUUGAUAAUGGCGGCACUGUGUUCUUUGCCAUCUUCAUGGCUAUCUGGGCCACAGUAUUCCUAGAGUUCUGGAAAAGGAGGAGGGCAGAGCUGACUUAUGACUGGGAUCUCAUCGAUUGGGAGGAGGAAGAGGAGGAGCUGAGGCCUCAGUUUGAAGCCAAGUACUCCAGGGUGGAGAGAGUCAACCCCAUCUCUGGCAAGCCUGAGCCUUUCCAGCCCUUCUCAGACAAACUCAGCCGGCUCAUGGUGUCUGUGUCCGGAAUAUUCUUCAUGAUUUCCCUCGUUCUGACAGCCGUGUUUGCCGUGGUGGUUUUCCGUCUAAUUGCGAUGGAGAAGUUUGCUUCCUUCAACUGGUAUUUUGUGAAGAAGAACUGGCAGUUCGCCACCUCUGGCACCGGUGUCUGCAUCAACUUUAUGAUCAUCAUGUCUCUCAACGUGGUGUAUGAAAAGGUGGCCUAUCUGCUGACAAAUUUAGAGCACCCACGGACGGAGUCUGAGUGGGAGAACAGCUUUUCUCUGAAGAUGUUCCUGUUCCAGUUUGUAAAUUUAAACAGCUCCACAUUUUACAUCGCUUUCUUUCUCGGGAGGUUUGCUGGCAGGCCUGGAAAAUACAAUAAACUCUUUAAUCGAUGGAGACUGGAGGAGUGUCACCCGAGUGGCUGUCUGAUUGAUCUGUGCCUGCAAAUGGGAGUCAUCAUGUUCUUCAAACAAAUCUGGAACAACUUCAUGGAGCUCGGUUAUCCUUUGCUGCAGAACUGGUGGUCUCGUAGGAAGAUGAAGAAAGGAGGUGGUGGAGGGCAGAAUGUAGAGAACAAAGCCCAGCUUCCACAGUGGGACAAAGACUGGAAUCUGCAGCCGAUGAACGCCCAUGGACUGGUGGACGAAUACCUUGAAAUGGUCCUCCAGUUUGGCUUCACCACCAUCUUUGUAGCAGCGUUCCCGCUGGCUCCUCUCCUCGCUUUGCUCAACAACAUCAUUGAGAUUCGACUUGACGCCUACAAGUUUGUCACUCAGUGGAGGAGACCUAUGCCUGCCCGAGCCACUGACAUAGGUAUCUGGCAUGGGAUCCUCGAAGGAAUUGGCGUGCUGGCAGUCAUCACCAAUGCCUUCGUCAUCGCUAUCACCUCAGACUACAUCCCCCGCUUUGUUUACGCCUUCAAAUAUGGCCCAUGUGUGGACAAGGGACACAACCACAGAGAUGAGUGUUUGCGAGGCUACAUGAACAGCAGCCUGUCUGUGUUUGAGAUGGAGGAUCCGAAGAACAGCAGCCAGGUUAGGUACUGCAGGUACAGAGACUACAGAGCGCCGCCCUGGAGCGUAGAGCCCUAUGAAUUCACCCUGCAGUUCUGGCACGUCUUGGCUGCAAGGCUGGCCUUCAUCAUCGUCUUCGAGCACCUGGUGUACGGGAUCAAGUCCUUCAUAGCAUACCUCAUUCCGGACAUGCCGAAGGAUCUCUGUGAUCGCAUGAGGAGGGAAAAGUACCUGAUGCAGGAGAUGAUGUACGAAGCAGAACUGGAGCACCUGCAAAAGGAGCGGAAGAAGAACGGACGGCGUUAUCACCACGAGUGGCCUUAGCUUUAACCCCCACGUCUCCACUACACGCCGCACAGCCCUCAACUCACAGGCACGACCUCCCCCUGCCUGCUUACUUAUGUAUUUUAGCUUUGAGAGUCUAGCUUCACUCAGCUGAUUCUGUACACCAAAGACACCCUCUUCAGUCACCAGAUCCUCCCCCAAACCUGUCUGGCUUCAGGCUGUGACCCCGACCACUCCCUCGCCAUCUGUUCCACGUCCAGUGUUGGCGCUGCGCUCGGUUUUUGGCUCUGACCCUCUCCUACCUGCCCCGCCCCGAUCCCUCACCUGGCUUCAUCCGGCAGGUUGCCCUUGGGUCUGUGCUGUAUCAUGGCUUCACUGGGGAAACCUGUGCAAUUGUAAUGUUUACUAUGCAGAUCAAGGGCUGCAGAUCACCACUGUUCACUUUUGGCACCCAUUCCGCACUCUCUCUCUGUGUGGCAGCUAGCACUCCGCUUCAACCCUGUGUGGUGCCGCUCGCAGCAUGGCCGUGUUUUCUCUCCCGUGAGCAUCAGCAGAGCCACCGCUCUGCCAGGUUAUGUGUGACAGAGCUACUGCGGCACUUAGCGUUCCUUGUUGCAAAAGAGAUUCUGGUGAUGUGGCUACCAAAUACAAUGGAUACUGUUCUUGCAAAGUGACUGUAUAUUGCCCUUGAAGCAUGCUGAUUAAUAUUUGCGGCCAUUUCGUAAACUGCAAAGAAAAAAACAACAAAAACAACAGCACUCAUUGUGGAGGAUGUGAACAUCCAUUCAGUACAUUUGACAAAGAAUUCUCUAUGACAUUAUAUAAAGUGCAUGGUAAUAUUGUUUUGUACCUUUUGAUAGACAAAGUCCCUGUCUUGAUGCCUGGUUCACGUGUGUCUGUACUCCUCGGUGUGAGCUGUGUGUUAAUCUCUGUCUGUGCUACUGCUGAGCUUGACUGUCCUGAGUUGGGAAAAUGUGAACUUAGUGCGAUUUGAUUGUGCCUACAGUUGUGCGCACCACAAUUGUAUCACCAACAUCACGUGUGCCUGUUUGUGCUGCACGUGCUUUUUUUCAAGUGCAAGAAAUACUCUCUCUCGUUGUUCUGUUGUGUGAUUUUCUGUAAACUCUCUGAACUCUCCUGGUAGGAUUUAUUUUGGAUGUGAGUCACACCACAGUACCUACUCGGGUCUCAGCUAAUGGCUCCGAAACACAGUAUACGUUGUAAUGUGACUCCCAUCAUGAACAAUGUAUACACUCGCAUGCAGGAGCCGCAAAUCUGCUCUUCCGUUCUGCGCUCGCAGCCUGUUUUUCAUUUGUUGUUGGAAGCCCUGGAGCGUGGUUGAAACUUGGAUCACUCCUUAGACAUACCUGUGGCUUUGGAUGUUCAGCUUGCAAAGAACAUCCAUCCACUGUUCCUCACUCACACCAACACAUUUCAGUUCCAGUCUUCUGCUAAGCACACGGUCAGGCGCGGUUUCAAGCUUCUUCCCGACCUUUUACUGAUGUGAAACUGAGAAAUUUGCUAAAUGCAGAGUCAUGACCUUUUCUUGUGGUCAGUUCUGAUGUCAUGGAGCAGCGUGUUUUUGGGAACUCAGGAAAAUAGGCAGCAUGAGCGACGCAUCCAUCUGUGAGGCUGAGUCAGAAUCAUAAUCAUUUCCUGUUUCAUUCAUGCUGAGAUGGAGAGUUGUGGAGUGAACCACAUUAAUGAGGGGGUUUCUGUUUUGUAGGUGAGGAGAACUUUAAAGUUAUACUCUGCAGGAUUUUCCUAAAAAGCAAUUUAUAGUCUCACACAGAAGUAAUCCCUCACACUCAUCACUUAGGACCCAUGAGAAGAGAGUGGUGGUGUAUUUAUGUGCAGAGGCUCUGCCCUCUGCCUGUAUCCUCUUUUUUUCCUUCUCAUUUUCUGUGUUUGGGACGUUUAUGGGUGUUUCUUUCAGAGCACUCAGGUGAGGUCGGAGCUAUAAAUCAAGGUAGCGACCAGGUGCCAAACUGUAAGCAGCAGGCAUCCAAGAGACACAGCGCAGAAAAAAUGCAAAUAGCAAGGCAAAACGCCAAACGAGAGUGAAUCUGGGGUCGGGUUUUACUGUCACUUUCGCUGGCGAGUGUGUCAACAAAGAGUAACCGAUGAUCCUGCACAGUAUACCUUUUAACUUUGGCCCAGGAGCUCCGGUACAGGUCAUGUUGAUCAUAUGAUGGCAAAUAUAAAGAGUAUCACUAUCCUGAAUGCAUUGCACAACACUGAAAAACUCUUCAUUUUACAAGAGUUGUACAUUAUUUGUUCUUUUAUUUAUUUUGCUGUUAGUUGUAUAUACAUUUUACGAUGUAUGUAAUGUUUUUAUACUUUUUAUUUUGUGCUAUCAGUACAGUACGAGUUCACCUGUUUUCACCCUCAGAUAAACAAAGUAACGUCCACAUUUCUCAGGUGUCCUCUGAAUGUUUUAUAUUUUCUAAGAUGCAAUCGAAAGGUGUCCUGCUUUUUAAGAUAUAUAUUUUUGCACUGCAGUGCAUUUGCAUGACUGUAAUGCACACUCACAGUUAAACGCAUGUUUGAUUUUUCUUUGCAUAAUCACAGUAGGUAUAUUAGAGCAGAUCAGAAAUCAUGACAUGCAAUCACACAGUUUAUUAUGGAGACAUGAUGGAGGAUGUUGGUUGAGGUCCUGUCUACAUGUAUGCAGAUAUUUUUGAAAACGAUACCCUCUGUUUUAAAAAAUAAUUUUGUCCACAUGACCUUCAUUUUACAAAAUAUCUCCGUCCACACUAGAGUGCAAAAAAUGACUCCAAACACUUGCUGGCAUUAGCUUUCUUCAGCACUCUCCCCUCCUCACAAAGUUAGACUAAUGACAUGCUAACAUUUUCCUUUCAAUCCUCAUCGACAACAAUCCCACUCUGAAAAGUGUCCCACCAUCUGCUGGUUCGACCGUCGUUUCUGGCGGACCUUAAACUGUGGACACUGAGGUCAAGCAAAGCAUUGGGUGCAGCAGAUGCCCACAUUCGUCCGUGAAGUGUUGCAGCAAUACUAAGUUGAAGUAUAAGGUAGUCAUUAGCACCAAGCAGUGCUAAAAAAAAACAUUUGCAAACCGAUAGUCCACCAUUGUUGUUAUUGUUUACAGCAUAGCCUUAUUACACAAAGUAAAAAUGGGCAUGCAUGAUUAUGUUUCCCAAACGCUUCAUUUUACAUGUCCACACAGAUAAACAGUAACCAGCAUUUUGAAAAUCUGCACCAUAGACGGUGUUUUAAAAAUCUCCCUUGUAGUGGCCUAAAACUUUAAACUUUAAAUUUUCAUGCAACACGAGAUGCCAAAACGUAGAGGAAAAUAUUUGUUCACAAAAAUAUUUGUAUACCUGUUGAUGGGAUCUGAGAUGUUUUCAGGUCAUAGUGUUCAUUCCAUCGAUCACAAUCGUUUCAUUCACAAGAGAGAGAUACCUGUUUUUAAAUCUCAUUCCAACACUUAGAAAACUAGUCCAGGUUUUCAGAAUAUCUUCCCUGCUAUGUGAACAUUGAAAAUCUAUGCAUGUUGUUAUCCUUGAAUUUGACUUUGAAGCCGAUGUAAAUGUACUGGUACAUUUGUACUGUAGAGUAUGCAUGACCUAACACCUGCUUUGAGCAGAGCUAACUUCUGUAAAGUUGUUAACGGUGUCUUAAACAUAUCACCUCCCCUUUUUUUCAGUUGUGAUUCUUUUUUGAAGUCCGGACAAGGCCUUUUAUGUUUCAUGAUCAUGUGGCAGAAUUUUAAACUGUAAGAAUAUUUUCUAAAUAAAAUCUUGGACUCCAGGCGUAUUUAUAUAAUCUGGCCUGGACUGAAUUGGAAAUAGUAUCUGAUAAAACUAAACAUUCUCAGACUUGCUCUGUUUGAAUGCUCAACUGGGAAUCAGAGCUGUUGUUUAACCUCUUCCACUCCAACCCUCCCCACCAUAGACCCAUGUUUUGGCUGGAGAUCUUAAGGGGAGAUAGUAGGUCAACAGUAUUUGUCCCACAGAAGUGGCUCAGAACCUGAAGAUUAAUGUGAAUGCAGCUCAGCACUGUGUGUCAAGUUUUUCAAGUCAUAACUAUUGAAUAAACAUCAUAUUUUGGCUUUGAACAUUUAGAUUGUAUAGGGGCUUAGAACAUUAUGAUGGAAGUAUAUGAUGGCUAUUCUCAUGCUCAAUAAUGUCUCAUAAGUUGUUGCGGCAAUUUUGGGGUUGAUGCCAUUUCUUACACAGGUUUGGUAAUAAAUGUAAGCAUUUUUUACCACUUAAGAAUUGACUGGUCAAAUAUCCCUCCAAAACACCACAGUUAGACACUAAGACCUUAUGCAACACCAUUGAAAAAUCCAUCCAUGCACAUUGUACCCACAAGAAUUUCCAUUCAUACCCAAUUUAGGCAAUUCCAAGACUGUUUACGAACCCCAGAGUGCAGAAAUAUUUGAAGACAAUAGGCAAAAAUAACACAUUUUUGUGAGGAAAAACAUCAUUGUUUGCAUGGGAUUAGCACAAAGUGGGUAUGUCUGUAAAGUGGAGACGUGUGGGUACUCAUAAAGCCAAUUUCAUUAAGAUAUCUUGAGCUGAGGGGUCAGGGGACUCCUAUGAAAAUGGUCAUACCAGUUUUUAUUUAACCCCCUUCCCGACAAGCUUGCAUGACACAGUGGCAGGACAUUGGUACCAACAGAUUCCUUAGUCCCUAGUCUAGCUUCAUAUGAUAGCAGUAUCUUCACUCUAGCCCUAAAACUCUCAGCUAUAGCUUCUGAAAUACAGUAAUUUCGGCUGAGGACGCUGCAUCCUAGUGGAGUGGAAGAGGUUAACCCCUAAAAGCUGAAGUGUUUAACCCAGUGGGAAUAAAUCUGACCUUGGAUGUUUGACUUACCCAGCUACUUAUCAUUUUCCUGUUAUCCUCUCCUCUCUGAGAGCAUCGGUUCACAUUCUCACUAACACAAAUGCUGCACAGUGGUGGAAAGGCUGCCUUCAUGCCUUCCACUGUUGGGGAUAGCACAAUAUGGGUAUUGCAUAAUAAGUAAUAAUGGCAUGACCUUGCACAUCUCUGAAAAUAUAGCAGUCUAGGGGGGAUUAAGCUUUCUGUUCUAUGCUAUGCCUCCUAAUAAGAUUGUGCUUGAGCAAGCGAUGUACUUGACGUGGAAGCACAGUGACGUUAGACCAUAGAUUUAACUGUACAGUAGGGUGGUAUCAGUCGUGACAUGAAGCGUAUCAAUAACAUUGUUUACUUCGUUCCUGUUUACAUGUAAAAACAUUGAAAUGUAUAAAAAUAAUGUAACAUAAAAUAAUUUGGAUAUCACUCUUUUCUGUAAUAAAUCAUGGAUUGUAUCUUUUAAAUCAAAUCUGCUCUCUUCAUUUGUGUUACUGCUAUGAUAUAAACAGACAAACAGCCUCCAGGUCAGCUGAUAUCAUCUUCAUGACUGUCUGAUUUUAACAAAAUCUGCUUAUGGAACAAACCAGAGCACAGAGAGCAGAGAUUGUUCUCCUUUUUCCCCCCUCGCUAUUAUCACAAACCACACAUCUUCUUGCCAAAGAGUGUUCACAUAACAUAUUGUUAAGAAGACUGUGUUUCUAUCACAAACCCACCAUUUGAGUAAUGCAAGAUUUUCCCACAACAUAU
Molecule: messenger RNA, 8677 nt
Organism: Epinephelus fuscoguttatus (brown-marbled grouper)
Lineage: Eukaryota; Metazoa; Chordata; Actinopteri; Perciformes; Serranidae
Gene: ano3
Product: anoctamin 3
Exons: 26
Coding region: 29-3130 (1033 amino acids)
Biological process (GO): chloride transmembrane transport
Cellular component (GO): plasma membrane
Molecular function (GO): protein dimerization activity; chloride channel activity
Source: RefSeq, a predicted model, not a curated record